Messenger RNA from Coffea eugenioides, 904 nucleotides. RefSeq names its product NAC domain-containing protein 86. The transcript has 3 exons. Gene Ontology annotation, molecular function: DNA binding. Gene Ontology annotation, biological process: regulation of DNA-templated transcription. The record is from RefSeq and is a predicted model, not a curated record. Lineage: Eukaryota; Viridiplantae; Streptophyta; Magnoliopsida; Gentianales; Rubiaceae. The coding region runs from base 46 to 777 and encodes 243 amino acids.
AGGAGAUAUCAGGGUGGUGGAAGAUCAGGAGGGAGGGAAUCAAUCAUGGCACCAGUCGGAUUGCCUCCUGGUUUUAGGUUCCAUCCCACUGAUGAAGAGCUUGUGAAUUAUUAUCUCAAGAGGAAAAUUCAUGGCCAAGAAAUUGAACUUGAUAUCAUUCCUGAAGUUGAUCUUUACAAAUGUGAGCCUUGGGAAUUAGCAGAGAAAUCAUUCUUGCCCAGUAGAGAUCCAGAGUGGUACUUUUUUGGACCAAGGGACAGAAAGUACCCAAAUGGAUUUAGAACUAAUAGAGCAACCAGAGCCGGAUAUUGGAAGUCCACAGGGAAAGAUCGGAAGGUGUCGAGUCAAAAUCGACCAAUUGGGAUGAAGAAGACAUUGGUUUACUAUAGAGGCCGAGCUCCUCAGGGAAUCAGAACCGAUUGGGUAAUGCAUGAAUAUCGCCUCGAUGACAAGGAAUGCGAGGAAACUUCUGGCAUUCAGGUAGACUCAUAUGCAUUAUGCCGCGUGUUCAAGAAAAAUGGAGUGUGCACUGAAAUAGAAGAACAACAAGGGCAAUCUAGCCUGUCGUUACUGGAUUACUCUCAAGGGGUUGUGAAUGAUUACGAAACGAUGUCGCCCGACGUUCCAUUGGCAUCAUCAACCUCAUGCAUGGAAGAAGAAGAUAAAGAAGAUAAAGAUGAUUCAUGGAUGCAGUUUAUUACAGAUGAUGCGUGGUGUUCGUCCACCGCUCCUUUUGUUGGUCAGGAAGAAGUGUCUCAAGUAGCUUUUACAAACUAAUAGGGAUUGGGAGGCCAUACAAAUUAAUGACAUAAAUUCAAGUCCUAAGUCUCAUAAUUCUCAUAAGAAUAAUACCACAUUAUUGAUUUGAAGAAGAUUUUGAAAUCUCUUCAUCAUCAGUUUUAUU